Molecule: messenger RNA, 417 nt
Organism: Striga asiatica
Lineage: Eukaryota; Viridiplantae; Streptophyta; Magnoliopsida; Lamiales; Orobanchaceae
Source: the annotation of a GenBank genome assembly
AUGACUGGUUUGCCAGAGCCUGAGGUGUCGGGAGCUGUUGAACCUUCUUUUCCCAUUCCUGGCAAGAGGGGCCGGAAAGAUGUUCCACCUCAGAUAUUUGAGGUGAAGCAGGAUGAGUUGAUAAAAAAUCGACCAAGGGAGGAUCAAGUCAAAAUGAUGGGGGUUGCGUUCGGCCCUGCAUAUCAGCCGGCUUCAACCAAGAACACAGCGGCGUGCCGUCGCCUGAUGUUUCCGAGCGUAAUCUCCCCGAUGGAUCUACCGGACGAUUACCAACCAAAGUACAAAUUAGAAUUUACUUGCUCGGGGAGAUUACGCUCGGAAACAUCAGGCGGCGGCGCCGCCGUGCUGUGCAGUAGACUUGAGGAGGCGUUGCAGAGAGAGAGAAAGAUGGGUACUCUGAAAUUUGUUAGCAUAUGA